AUGGAGGAACAUAAAAUUGAGGCAAACCAGAAGUGCAUGCACUGCCUGAUGCCAUACCAUGACGGCGGUCCGUUCUUCUGCAAGCGCAAGUGUGUCUUCUGCGGAAAAAUGGGCCACAAUGGCGUCAUCUGCGACAUGAUCCUCCCACACUUCCGCGCCUACACCGAAGAGAACGAAAAGGAGAAGAAUGCGCUUCGGACUGAGGUGGAAAAGAAGGACAAGGAGAUCGCGCAACUUCGCUCCCUGCUACAAGAGAAGGAACAAAUGCUGGCGGAGGCGGGCAACAAGCUACAGCAGCAGCAGCAACUGCAGGACCAGCAACAGUACCACCAGCAGGACCACCAGCAGCAAGAGUAUUACCAAGAUGACACUGAGGACUGGCGUCUCAAGGGAUUCGACACCAGCAACGACUCGCUGUACAGUCUGCAUGGCUGGCAGCCUCUUGAGCAGGUUCUUCAACCGGACGACAGCACGAAGGUCGUUUUUGAAGAUUUUGUAAACGACGAAUAG
Molecule: messenger RNA, 510 nt
Organism: Lasiodiplodia theobromae
Lineage: Eukaryota; Fungi; Ascomycota; Dothideomycetes; Botryosphaeriales; Botryosphaeriaceae
Exons: 2
Coding region: 1-510 (169 amino acids)
Source: RefSeq, a predicted model, not a curated record